Messenger RNA from Lotus japonicus, 4356 nucleotides. RefSeq lists its product as uncharacterized. The record is from RefSeq and is a predicted model, not a curated record. Gene Ontology annotation, molecular function: catalytic activity. The transcript has 4 exons. Lineage: Eukaryota; Viridiplantae; Streptophyta; Magnoliopsida; Fabales; Fabaceae. Bases 1 to 4356 code for a protein of 1451 amino acids.
AUGACGAAAGAAAAAACACAUGAGAGCGCUGCGAGCGAGGGGGCAUCGCCGGAGGAACUCGACAAUCUCCGGCGGAGCACGUUUAAAGCAAAACAGCAACAACCGGGUGACCAACAAGCCACUCCAGUCCUAUCUCGGAGAGUUAUUUCCUACAAAGAUAUCUGUGUUGGUAUCAACGGGAGUAACCGGGAUGAGGAUGAGGAGGAUGCUUAUAUUGAUAACUCAGGAUCUGAUGUCGAUGAGGAUGCUGAGGAAGUGGAGGAAGGGGAUGAGGAUAUGGAGGACAACGUCCAACAAGAUCCCCUCUUCCCGGUGAUCAAGAUUACCAAACGGGAACUGAAGGAAGCAUGCAAGCCAUGGCGUAAGGCGAUCAUCGUCAAGCUCUUGGGCAAGAAACUGGGGCUCAGCCUUCUCAGGAUUCGUUUGGAGCGCCUCUGGCAGCCGAUGGGGGAUAUGGAGGUGAUCGAUCUGGAUAACGAAUUCUACAUCAUUCGAUUCAGUAAUGCUGCAGACUAUGGCCAUGUGUUCAACGGUGGCCCUUGGGUGAUAAUGGGACACUACCUAGUCAUCCAACAAUGGAAGCCAGGUUUUGUGCCGGAGGAGGGGAUCCCAGGGAAGGUUGCUGUCUGGGUUCGCAUCCCUAAAUUCCCUGUUGAAUUUUAUGGCAAGUGUUUCCUCUGGCGAAUUGGAAACAACUUGGGUCGCAUGGUGAGGAUUGAUGACCAUACCAUGAAAGUAGCUAAGGAUGGUGGGCAGUCCAAUAUUGGCAAUGAACGCUGCCGUUUUGCGAGAAUUUGUGUGGAGGUUGAUCUUAGGAAAGCACUAGUAGCAAAGUUCACCAUGAAUGAUCAAACCUACAAUGUGGAAUAUGAAGGCUUGAAUCUGAUCUGUUUCCAUUGCGGUAGGUUUGAUGCUCUGCGGAAUCAGGGGGAGUCCAGUAACGCUAAAAAUGUGGAGAAUUCCCUAGAUGUUGAUGAGGUGAUAGCAAUCAAUGAUGAGCCCAUGAUUGAGAAUGGACCUACUAGUCAACAACUGUUGGAGAAUAAUGUGAACAUUAAGGUGGCAGAUGCUCCUACAAUUAGUGCACUGGAUAUUCCUUUGGAUAUUAAUGUGACAGCCACGAUGAAUUGUCCAGGUGGCAAGGACCAACAUGUGGGGUCCGCAGCUGGCAUGGGAGUGAACAAAACUAGCACUGUUCACCAGGAAACCUCCAAUUCCCUAAAUUCUGUAAAAAAGAGAGCACGUGGGAAGGGCUCUGGUGCGAUUAUUAAUUCUAAUUCUCCCCCAGUGGCUGCCCGUCCAGUGAUUCUUGGAGGCAUCCUCAGUAAAGAGAAGAAAUCUCAAACCAAGGACUAUUUGUUUGGUGGUGAUGUGGACGAGUUCCGGCGUGAACGGGAGAGAAGCCUAGGUGCGGGUGCUAAAGGUUUCCCUCUGUUAAUGAAGGACCUUGUCAGUAGACAUUCUAUCUCCUGUGUUGCCCUCUUUGAAACUAGGGUAAGUGGUGCCAAAGCUAAGGCUCUUGCUAGGAAGCUUGACUUCCAAGGUAUCCACAUUGAGGAUGCGGUUGGGUUUUCUGGGGGCAUUUGGCUGUUCUGGGAUACUAAUGUUCUUAGGUUGGAUAUCUUAGUCUCUCACCGCCAGUAUGUUCAUACCAAAGUCUUCUUCCUUGAUAAUUCUGAGGUGGCUUUGGCUACCUUUGUUUAUGGUAGUCCUCAAGCUAGCAUGCGUGAUACCCUCUGGGCCAAUCUUGUGUCUACCACUCCGGCUCCGGAUACCCCUUGGAUCGCUAUUGGAGACUUUAAUGCCUACCAGGAAGCUUCAGACAAGUGUGGUGGUGCCGGUUUAAAUCUUCAGUCCAUGCAAAAAUUUAUAUCUUGUCUCUUCUCCUGUGGGUUGUCAGACAUGGGUUUUAAAGGCCCUCCCUUUACUUGGGAGGGUAGAGGGGUGAAAGAAAGGAUUGAUAGAGGAGUGUGUAACCCUCAGUGGCUCCAUACUUUUCCUGAAUCAGUGGUGCUCCAUCUCCCUCAGUUGAAAUCUGACCACAAGCCUCUCUUGCUUGCUGUGUCCGGGAUUGUUGAUCAUCGUGCUUUCUCAAGGCCUUUCCGGUUUCAAGCUGGAUGGCUCACUCAUGAAGACUUCCCCAGGUUAAUGGCUGACUCUUGGGAUCCAGGGGAGGAUUGGGUAUCGAAUGUUGACAAAUUCAGGAAUGCUGCUGUCACCUGGAAUGAUGAUGUCUUCGGCCAAAUCUUCCAUAGGAAGCGGCGCAUCAUGAAACGUCUGGAGGGGGUGAACAAUCGCCUCAACAUGGCCUUUGAUCGUGGAUUGGAUAACUUACAGAAGAAACUAUGGAAAGAAUACCAUACUGUUCUGCUACAGGAGGAAUUAUUUUGGGCCCAAAAAUCAAGAUGCCUCUGGUUCCAAUUUGGGGACAGGAAUUCGAAAUUUUUCCACACAGCUACUCUUAUCCGUCGCAAGAGGAAUAAGAUUGAAGCACUCAUUGAUGAAAAUGGUAACUUGUUAACUGAUUUUGAUGUGCUCCAGGACUAUACAGUCAAUUUUUUCCGCCAUGGCUUUAUGGAUGAGGGUGGGGCGUCUUCUCUCUCCACCUCGUGUACGUUCCCAGCUAUCUCAGUUAGGGCAAUGAAUUUCAUCCAGGCUGGGUUUAGUGGUGCAGAGGUUAAGGAUGCUAUCUUUAGUAUGGGCCCGUUGAAAGCGCCUGGUCCUGAUGGCCUUCAGGCCGUGUUCUUCCAAUCUCAGUGGGAGCAUGUGGGGGACACGGUGACCAGAUUUGUUCUCCAUUGCUUUGACGACUCUUCCCAAGUUAGCUUGGUGAAUGACACGCUCCUGGUUCUUGUGCCCAAGGUUGAUGCCCCCGAGCGUAUUACUCAGUAUCGUCCGAUCUCUCUAUGUAACGUGAUCUAUAAAACUGUCACCAAAAUGAUCACUAAUAGAUUGAGAAGGAUUAUGGGGGAUCUUGUUUCACCUAACCAGUGUAGCUUUGUUCCGGGAAGACAUAGUUCUGACAACAUUGUUAUUGCCCAAGAGGUUUUCCACUCCAUGCGCUUCUUGAAAAGGAGACUUGGAUGGAUUGCGAUUAAGGUGGACCUGGAAAAAGCAUAUGAUAGAUUGAAUUGGUCUUUCUUGCAUGAGACUUUAAGACUGGUUGCGUUUAAUGGGGGUAGAUCGUCUUCUUUCACCCCUCAACGAGGCUUGAGACAAGGAGACCCCCUAUCCCCUUAUCUUUUCGUCCUCUGCAUGGAAAGACUGGCCCAUAGUAUUGGUGAUGCAGUGUCUUCUGGAGCUUGGAAACCAAUUAAGCUCUCAAGGAAUGGACCACCUAUCUCUCAUCUUUUCUUUGCAGAUGAUCUCCUUCUCUUUGGUGAAGCUACUUUGGACCAAAUGGAGUGCAUUAUGGGGUGCCUGAAUGGUUUCUGUAGUGCUUCAGGGAUGAAAGUUAGUAUCCCCAAGACUCGCUUGAUGAUUUCCAAGAACGUGGGGUCAGCAGUGUCUAGACAGCUCUCGGAUCUAUCAGGAAUUUCCCUGACGUCUGAUUUGGGUAAAUAUCUGGGAGUCCCUCUAGCCCAUAAGAGGGUGACCUCCUCUAGCUACCAGUAUAUUCUUGAUAGAACUCAGACUCGUCUCUCAUCUUGGAGAUCCCAGAUGUUAAACUUUGCAGGUAGGGUUACUCUCACUAAAUCUGUUAUUGCUGCCCUCCGUACAUAUAGUAUGCAAACUUGUCUUCUGCCUAAGACAGUGUGUGGUAAACUUGAAAAAAUUCAGAGAGAUUUCAUCUGGGGUUCCACGGAUAGACCUAAUGGUGCUCACUCUAUUGCAUGGGCCAAGCUCUGUUGCCCUAAGCAGAAUGGUGGUCUAGGCCUCCGCAGGAUGCAUGAUUUUAAUAAGUCUCUUGUUAUGAAGCUUGGUUGGGGUUUGGUAUCGACCCCAGAUGCGCUUUGGGCUAGGGUUCUUCGUGGUAAGUAUUCGUGUGGUACUGAUCAUUUCCCAGUGGUGCAACGUAAGAGUCGUGAGUCUCAUGUUUGGCGUGCUAUUAGAGUUACUUGGCCGGAUGUGGAUAAAAACCUUCGUUGGAGAAUUGGUAGUGGUUCCUCCGUUCGUUUCUGGUAUGACUCUUGGGUUUUCUCAGGCUCUAUCUUGAUUAAUUGUGCCAUAUCAGAAAUUUCACCCGUCGAUGCUAUCAAGUCUGUGGCGGAUUAUUUUGACUUUGAUCGCGGGUUGUGGAGAUUUGCUCUCUUCCAGAACCUCAUUCCGCCUGAUUUAUUCUCAGAGAUUGUUGCCAUGCCUCCUCCGGCAACUAACAUUGGACCAGACCGCAUUUGUUGGAACCUGAAAUUCUAG